Messenger RNA from Closterium sp. Yama58-4, 1941 nucleotides. Lineage: Eukaryota; Viridiplantae; Streptophyta; Zygnematophyceae; Desmidiales; Closteriaceae. The record is from the annotation of a GenBank genome assembly.
AUGGGUGCAGGCGACGACGAUCAUGAUCGCAAGGACGCCGCCGCCAUGCUCGCGUCGCACAGCGCGUGGCGACAAAUGCUGGCAACAGCGGCGAGGCCGGCGGCGGCGCAUCAUCUCGAGGUUCCGCGGCGCCACGUCAUCAUCAAAUCAUGGAUUGGCUCUCCACACAGCAGCGGCGGCGGCGGCAUCACAGCAGGGGUUGCACCUGACAGGGACAGUGGUGACGGCGUUAAUGUCGCUGCUGCUGCUGAGGGGGCUGGUUUCAGUGAGAAUGUAGGUGUCGGUGGUGCCGAUGCCGCCAGUGGUGGUGCUGGUGGUGGUGCCGGUGGUGGUGCUGGUGGUGCUGGUGGUGGUGCCGGCACUGCUGUUCUUCCUGCCGCUGCUGCCCUCCAAGCACUCGCCCUCGCGUCGCUGCCGUCCCCCUCAGUUGUGCCGUCACUUGCAGCACCACUGGUCCUGGACGCUGACGUCAUUGCCGACGUGGCGAAGAACGGGGGCAUUCCCAGCGAGCCUCUGCUGGGUGCCUCGUGGAGCCCCGACGGCAGAAAGUACCUUCUGGCGCUCUGCUCUACCGGCGGGAUGUCCAACCAUCUCUUCUGCCUGCGUGAGUUUGCGCUGAUGGCAGGCGCUCUCAACCGAACGCUCGUCGUGCCCAUGGGGCCACAUGAGGUGGGCAGGGGCAGCAUGGAGGUGACUCACGUGCUGUGCCUUGUCAAGGGCUGCCACCUCGUGCCUGACGCUGCGUUCCUCAAGGUGUACAGCCAAGUGCCGGACGGUGUGCUGGUGAUCGGCGAGUUCAAGAAGCAACCCAUCACGGAUUCUAUAUUCUUCCGCAUGCUCUCCCCAAUGGACCUCCCGUUCCUGCUGCCCCCGUCACCGGGCAAGCAAAAGGGGAAACCUAAGCCUGCGAAGGUGGUGCCACGAGAAACAUGCCUCGCAUCUCCUGCCAUCCGGCCCCCUGAGCCACUGAUAGCAGCAGCGCGACACAUUGUGCAGCACCAUCUGCUCAACGGCCAGUUCUUGGCAGUGCAGUUCAGGAGGGGCGACUUCAAGGACUACUGCCGGAAGAAGCACCCCACGGAUGGCUGCUUUCUUCCAGUCGAUCAGGCAGCACAGUGCAUGCGCGAUGCUGCUAUCGCAGCACGUGUCCCUCUUGUCUUCCUCGCCACCAAUGCACGGCCACACGAGGUGGCAGCCAUUGCAGCAACGCUUCUUGAGGCGCCUCAACAACAGCCACUGGAGUUCGCAGCUACGGUUGCUGCGGCUGAUGCCGCUGCUGCUGUUGUUGCUGGUGCUGCUGCUGGUGCUGCUGCUGGUGCUGCUGCUGCUGGUGCUGCUGCUGCAACAGUUGCUGCUGCAGUGGAGCAGCAACAGCCAUCUACUGAGGCACUAAAGAGAAGACUGUUGAGUCAAUUUGCAGCUGAGGACCACCAGAGAAGAGGGCAGCAAGAGGAGGUUCCACUGCCACACAAAGCAUCGCGCUCACUGCAGGCGGUUGCAAAGCCUUCCGGGCCCGAUUCUCAGCCGUUGGAUCCACGAUCUCAGCGGAUGAUGCCCGCGAUUGCUCGGCGCAUGCUGCCUGGUGGUUCAAGCGGAGUUGAGGCUUCACUGCAGGAUGAGCUACAGCCUGCCAACAUCAGCAGCGUUCCUGAUGCUUUAGGUGGCAGCAGCAGUGCAGUGCAGCUUGUAACACUAGCGCAUCUGCUCUCUAAAGAGGACAGCAGCACGUGGGUUGAACCGCUUGUGGAAUCUGGCAUCAAUAUCAAGACCACCCCUCAAGCCGUGGCCACAUUAGAGAAGCUGGUGUGUGCGCUGGGUGCAGGCUUUCUGGGCACAGCCCACUCCACGUUCACCAAUGACAUUGUGCGGCUGAGGCAUGGGUUCCGCACUGCCAGGUGCAGCGAUGAUUAUAUCUGUAGCGCUGGGCCAAAAGAAGGGUAG